Messenger RNA from Lichtheimia ornata, 1452 nucleotides. RefSeq lists its product as uncharacterized. Gene Ontology annotation, cellular component: centrosome; nucleus; cytoplasm. The transcript has 5 exons. The record is from RefSeq and is a predicted model, not a curated record. Bases 1 to 1452 code for a protein of 483 amino acids. Gene Ontology annotation, biological process: regulation of cyclin-dependent protein serine/threonine kinase activity; G2/M transition of mitotic cell cycle. Gene Ontology annotation, molecular function: cyclin-dependent protein serine/threonine kinase regulator activity. Lineage: Eukaryota; Fungi; Mucoromycota; Mucoromycetes; Mucorales; Lichtheimiaceae.
AUGGAAAAUCAAGGCUUAACGCUGCGGCGCCGAGACCUGCGAGAGAAGGACAAUGUGGACAAAGAAAAUGCACCAAUGCGAUCUUUGGGUGGUCGUAAGAUGGAGAGUUCAGCCUUGUCCAGCAACAAGCUUGGGUUAAAGACGCAACGGUCAGCACUUUUGGACAAGUGUAUGAAUAAACGCAAAAGGACAUUGACUGAAAAGUCCACCAAUCGUCAAAACGAUACCCAGCAAACCAACGAUGAUGUGAAAGCCUUCUUGGAUGACAACGCUGAACGAUAUAAAAGCAAAGAUCAAUCACAGCAACAACAACAACGACAACAACAGCAACAUAGACGACAACCACCUCUCCCUAUCUUGCCAAUCAUUGUUCCAGAUCAUAUUCGACAUUGUUUUGCUAGUGGAAAAUACGUACCUCCAGCAGAAACGACACCAUCAACGCCUUUCCAGGCCAAACCCAAACCAUCAGCAUCAUCAUCAGCAGCAGCAGCAGCACCUGUACCAACCAUAGACCGAUCACGAUUAUCGACGGAGGAUGAUAAGCAAGUGUGUGAUGCAGCAUUAGCCUAUGAAGUCAAACAAGAAACACGUGCGAGACAAGUGCGUCUGCGUGAGAACAAUGUCAUGGAUUGGACCGAUCCAUUGCUGGUGGCAGAAUAUGAAGAAGAUAUCUUUGACCAUUUACGCAAGAGUGAAAUUACCACAUUAGGGAGUCCAAUGUAUGCGAGCAAUGAUCCGUUAGAGAAUGAAAUCACUUGGAAGAUGCGUGGUGUCCUUAUCGAUUGGGUGGUCGAAGUUCAUUAUCUAUUUCAGUUGCUGCCAGAAACGCUUUUCCUCGCUGUGAAUAUCAUUGAUCGAUUCCUCACCAAACGAUCCGUGUCUGUGGGAAAGCUUCAACUCGUUGGUUUAGCAGCUCUCUUUAUCGCAACAAAGUUUGAAGAAGUGGCAGCACCUCGUAUUCGCGACUUUAUUUUCAUGACCGACGAUCAGAAUAUCAAGGAAGAAGAUCUCAUCAAAGCCGAACGUUUUGUAUUACAAGUGUUGGAUUACAAACUUUGCUUUUCAAAUCCUCUCAACUUUUUACGCCGAGCGUCAAAAACAGAAGAUUACGAUUUACACAGCCGAAUGCUCUCAAAAUACUUUAUGGAGAUAUCAUGUGUGGAUCAUCGUUUCAUUGCCAUCCCUCCUUCCAAGGUGGCUGCUGCUGCUUUAUGGUUAUCUCAACGCAUGCUCGCUAAUGGCUCAUGGACACCAGAAAUCGCAUAUCUUUCGGGUUAUACCACAUCUGAACUCAAGCCUAUCGUCAGAUUGAUGCUCGACUUCUUGUCACAACCUGUUGCUCAUGAUGCUUUCUUCCGUAAAUGGGGUUCCAGACAAUUGAUGAAGGCCAGUGUUUUCGUACGCAAUUGGGUCACUCAUUAUUAUAAAAAUAAGAGUAAGCGGCAACAAUAA